Lolium perenne is the source of this 1057-nucleotide messenger RNA. The record is from RefSeq and is a predicted model, not a curated record. Lineage: Eukaryota; Viridiplantae; Streptophyta; Magnoliopsida; Poales; Poaceae.
GGUUCACUGCAUGAUGGGGAAAAAAAAAUGCUUGGUUAGAGACAAAAGUUUAAUCAUGUCUGCACCUUGUCCUGUGAAUGAUCUAGCAUGGAAAAAAGAAAUAAAAAACACAGAUCCAAUCCAAAUGCUGUAACAUUCAAGGUCAAAGAUUAAGGUGCUGCUUCCAUUGAGAUGGCAUAGAAGAUAUUUCCGACGCAAAUGUAGGUGAUCUGGUUGUCCACAGAUGGCAUAAAAGAUUGGUCAAUUGCAGCUAUGGAUCCAUCGGAUAUCUUGGUGGCCCUAACAAUUUGCUAUCUUCUAGGUAGGGUGGGAGCACUAAUCAAUCAAAACAUGGAAAUACUCUGAAUUAUCCACGUUGCCGAAGUACAUGAUGCUGAUGAAGGCUGGGAUUAGGAUAUGGCCAUAUGGGUGUUCAGGUGGGCACUUCUUCUGACAAGGUACAGUAUCCACACGAAAAGGCGCGGCGAGGUGGGCUUCCCGGAGCAGCUCCCACACGCGGUGGGCAGAAGAAAAGGUGACCGACAUGAAUGCGGCGAGGUUCUGCCAUUGCCGGUGGCUGCCAGCGAGACAUGGGGCAUGGCGGCGGCGGUUGCAGACAAGCUGCUGGAGCUCUCCUCAUCGACCUGCGCAGCACAUGCGAGACAGAGAGCUGCUGGAUCUGCCGGUGAAAACGAGGAGGGAGGUUCUGUGACGAUCUGCCAUAGCUUUUUGUGCUGCCGGAGUGGUUGGAUGAUCUGCGGCCUCCUUGGCGGAGCGGUCGAUCGGCGUCCUGGGAGAGGUCGGAGGCGAGCCGGAGCAGGAAGAAGACGACGAUCUGCCGGAGCUUUGGACUGCGGCCGAGCGGCGACGGCGAGGGAGUUGCGCAGGCCUCCGGCGAGCAGAAGCUGGUCGCAGGCGGAGGCGAUGCGAUCCUAGGCGUGGGAUUCAGCUAGCUGAUCCAAUCCUACGAUCGCACGCGUGGGAUCAGGAGCUGAUCGUGGGCGGGCGGGAGGACAGGUAUCGCGGCUGGCGCGGCCGGCGGAGAUCGCGGCUGGCCAUUGUAAGAGGUUAUUUUAUA